AACGAAAGUAAAAGUAGCCUCAGCCCUGAAGUUCAAUCGCAAGGAAAAGAAUUUUGUUGUGUGAAUGUGAAACCCUUUACAUUUGCCCAUGUCAUCGGAGAUAAGCUGUGUAGUGUAUGAUUUGUACAGGAACAGUUUUAUUUUUCUACUUGAUCUAAUAGGCUAGACACAAUACAAUCAAUAUGUAUAAUGAAUAAUAAUGGUCGUAGUGCCAGUGCUGGAAAAAAGUUGUUACUCACUCUGAAUGUGCCUAAAAUGUAUUGAACUUGGUGCUAGUUCUACGAAACAUUGCAAGUCUGUGAAGUGAAAGGAAACUUUGUCUGAUCAUGUUUGGAGCAAUCACUGUAAGAUUUGUGAAUUCAGUGCGGAGCACGUCUGACUCUGCGUCUUCAUCAUUAAAAAAAAUUAUAUGUUUGGCUUUUCCUACCAACAUGAGAUGUCAGUUCAACAAUACAGAGAUGCCUGUUCGCCUAAUGUCACAUGAUUCAAAUUCAGACAGACCUGUGCUUCCAGUCCUCACACUGUACACUAAAGACCCUUGUCCCCUGUGUGAUGAAGCUCUGGAGGUUCUCAAGCCACUUCUCAAUCAAGUUGCCUUGGAAAAAGUGGACAUCACAAAGCCAGGAAACGAGCAAUGGUGGAAGGCUUACAAGUAUGACAUACCAGUUUUUCACUUUGAAGGAAAAUUCUUGAUGAAGCAUAGAGCAAAUGUUGAUCUACUGAGAAAGGCUAUUGAUACUUUUUACGAGGACUGUUUUCGAGACUAAUUAUGUGCACAUUCAUUUCAUUUUUGACAGAAUACAUGUGUAUAAUGUCAAAACUAGAUAAUCAGUAAUAAAUGCCCUUUUCUUCAAUGAAAACUGUGUGGAUUGUGAAUGUGUUGAAAGAUAAUCACCUUUUAUAGCAUAUGUAAAUAAUGUUAUGCUCUGCUUGACAGAAUUUAGUCGUAUCUAAAUGUACCUACAUGUUUUUCUUUGUUAAAGUGCAUACGUAUGUGUCUUAUUUCUACAAGAUUUCUGAUUGCUUUUGCUAUAAAAUGAGAAUAACGUCAACUCUAACUC
This is a messenger RNA of Aplysia californica (California sea hare), 1061 nucleotides long. Its product is annotated as glutaredoxin-like protein C5orf63 homolog. The transcript is spliced from 3 exons. NCBI's taxonomy places the organism in Eukaryota, Metazoa, Mollusca, Gastropoda, Aplysiida, Aplysiidae. The record is from RefSeq and is a predicted model, not a curated record. Bases 327 to 767 code for a protein of 146 amino acids.